Messenger RNA from Phascolarctos cinereus (koala), 2539 nucleotides. RefSeq names its product protein tyrosine phosphatase 4A2 (gene PTP4A2). Lineage: Eukaryota; Metazoa; Chordata; Mammalia; Diprotodontia; Phascolarctidae. Gene Ontology annotation, molecular function: protein tyrosine phosphatase activity. The record is from RefSeq and is a predicted model, not a curated record. Gene Ontology annotation, biological process: protein dephosphorylation.
ACUCCUUAAGGAAGGAACAAGCUGACCAGAGAAGACACUGAUCAAUAAUAGGCAUUUUCGUGGUCUUUUUAAUGUUUUCUGCUGUGAAACGUUUCAAGGGUUAUUGAUUUUUCCCCCCAUUUUCCCAUCUCUCUUCCUUAAACACACACCCACACAUACCUACUCUCCCCCCCCCGCCUCCCCGUUUCUCUCUUUCUCUCCCACGAAUACACACUUUUUGUCUGCCAUAAUGAACCGUCCAGCCCCUGUGGAGAUCUCUUAUGAGAACAUGCGUUUUCUGAUUACCCACAAUCCUACCAAUGCAACACUCAACAAGUUCACGGAGGAACUUAAGAAGUAUGGUGUGACAACUUUGGUCCGCGUUUGUGAUGCUACGUAUGAUAAAGCUCCAGUUGAAAAAGAAGGAAUCCAGGUUCUAGACUGGCCAUUUGAUGAUGGAGCUCCACCUCCUAAUCAGAUAGUAGAUGAUUGGCUAAACCUAUUAAAAAGCAAAUUUCGAGAAGAGCCGGGUUGCUGCAUUGCUGUGCACUGUGUUGCAGGACUGGGAAGGGCACCUGUGCUGGUUGCACUUGCUUUGAUUGAAUGUGGAAUGAAGUAUGAAGAUGCAGUUCAGUUUAUACGACAAAAAAGAAGGGGAGCAUUCAAUUCUAAACAGCUGCUUUACCUUGAGAAGUACCGACCUAAGAUGCGAUUACGCUUCAGAGAUACCAAUGGGCAUUGCUGUGUUCAGUAGAGAAAAAGCCGAAUUUGAUUGUGGUUUUUUUUUUUGUUUUUUUUUUGUGUGUGUGUGUGGGAACUCUUGGUACCUGGAAAUGUGAAUCUGGAAUCUAUGUCAUCAAAGUAGUGAUGGGAGUCAGUGCUCCUUAACCUCUGUCCUAAUGUUUUAAAAACAAAACAAAACAAAAAGAAAACCCUCUGUGAUGUGAGUAAUAAAAAGUUUAAAGAGAGAGAAGGGAAAAAAGGAUGAAUUCAGUGAAGGAUGAUUUUCUCUCAGUGUUGCAGUUUGAAUUUCUGCCAGGAGUGAAUCAUUUCUCAACCUCCUGUAUUUUUUAACUUUUUUCAAAAUGGGGUCUCUAAGGAAAACCAGCAGAACAUUGGCCUGUGCAAAAACCAUCUGUUUGGGGAACACACCUGACAGUUAGGCCUGGCCCAUCCACCUCUCUGUGGCAUUUCCUCUCUGGUUAUCUUUCCCUCGUCCCCCGUGUGUGUGUGUGUCUGUGUGCUCAAGUGCAUGUGUGUGUAUGGACAGAGGCGAGGAGGAGCCCUGGGUGCUGUGGGUGUGUACAGUCUGACAGCCUUAAGCCCAACUGGGCACUUUGAGAAAUAACAGUGGCAUUGGUGUUCUGUGGCCCAGGGGAUUGGUUCUUAGUCUUGAAUAACAAGGAGAUGUUCUUUUUAGUCUUUCUUUUCUUUAAAAUUCAACCUACCAUUAGGCAGAGCAGCCAAGGAACCCUUUUUUUGGGGGGGAGGGCAGGGUUUGAAGGUUGGGUUUUUUGUUUUGUGUUGAUUUUGUUUUUGUUUUGUAAUUGAGGUGGGGGUAGUAUUAAGAGGAGUAUAUCUUCUGUUAUGUGUGCAUUCAUACUUGUCCAAAGAACUUAGCUAAAAGAUGAACUGUUUCCUUCUAUUGCCUAAGUAAGAAUAUGGAGCAAAAGCUAAGUGGAUUGUGGGAAGAUGAACUUUUUUGCUAGGUGGGAGGAAAGGCCUCCCUCUUCCGAGUCAGACUGGUCCUCUUCCUCCAGAGGCCCUUCCAGGCAGGGAGUUAGCAUGCUUUUUUCCUACCCAUUACAGACAUGCCAGCUGUAGCCAUUUUUCAGACUUGAUGUCGGACAGUGUCAGAGCCCACCAGUGGUUUGAAAUGCCUGUUUCAAGACUAGUUUGUGUAUUGUGGGUGAGUUUUCAUGGAUAGUCAGAGUAGACGGUCCACAAUUGUGGACUUGAGAAUAACUAAAUGCCUGGUGUGGGUAUUCCCAAACUGGCCCUUGUGUACAGUUUCAGUUUAACCACUGAUUGCCUUGUUCUUUUCUUACUCGAUUCUUUUUGAGAUUAAAAUCACUGGUUCAAAACCAGCAAUGCCUGUUGAGUGUUUCGUCCACAGGCCAUGGCAGGGUAGAGAAGAGGCCUUGAAUGAAUCAGAGCCUAAGGAAUCUGGAGUGGGGUGCUUGUGGAUCAGUGUAGCAUUAUUUGUGGAGAGUCCUUGCUGGGUUCCAUGUGCUCAUCUGGACUUCCUGCUCCUUCCCAGGCAACAGCUCUAGCCAGGCUGAUUUGAUAGUACAGUGGGAGAGCCCUGACUAGAGCCCUCGUACUUUUUCACCUCAAGUUGCAUAUGUAACAUUGUUCCACUUCUGAGGCUUGAGAUAUAGGCUUACGGUCACCUUGUCCUGCUGUGUCUUGCUGUGCAGAGCCAAAAACUUUUCAUUUGUUUAGAGCGGCUGGGUCAGUGGGAAUGGACUGGCCGGUACCUUGACUCACAGUGAUACCUCAGAUGCCGGCUAUGUGAACUGCCUCUUUUCUUGUUCCCAGAGUUCUGUUUUGGUUGUUA